Messenger RNA from Nannochloropsis gaditana CCMP526, 1354 nucleotides. RefSeq lists its product as uncharacterized. Bases 20 to 802 code for a protein of 260 amino acids. The record is from RefSeq and is a predicted model, not a curated record. The transcript has 5 exons.
AGGCAAAUAAAAACGCAUCAUGAGUCGCCCAGCAUCCUUUCUGAGGCCCGUGGCUUUGCUCUUGGGGGUCCUCGUCCUCGUCCUUGUCUCUUCCUCUGCGGACGCCCUUUUCAGUAAACUGGCCAAAAAAAAGAAGCAACAGGAGCAACAACAUGAAGGAAAAGCGUUUACAGGCAUUGAAAGCGCGAAUAUGGGACUUGAAGCCUUCCAAGACCUUUUUGCCAAUCCCAGCGGCAUGCAGGAGCUCAUGAACAUGCAAAAAGAUCCAGAGAUCAUGCGUGAGGUAGAGGCGCUAUUGGAGGACCCAGAAUUCCAAGCUUACAUGGCCGAAUACAUGAACAGCGACGCUGUCAAGGAGUCGUUAAAAAUGGCGGAAAAGCUGGCCAAUGACCCCAAGGCCCUGGAGGCCUUCCAAUCCAAAAUGCUGGCGGCCAUGCAAGGCAAUGCGGAGGAUGGCACGGAGUCGGCACGCACGGGACUGGAGACCCUGGCCGCCUCGGUCCAAGACCCCUCAGGACUCAUGCAGGCCAUGGACAUGCUCAAGGACCCGGCGGUCGUCAAGGAGGUGGAGUCCCUGAUGGCGGAUCCGGACUUCCAGCGCGAGAUGAAGAAGAUGGCAGAAUCUCCGAUGUUUGCGGAGGCCAUGCAACAGGCCCAAGCCUUGACCGAGGAGCUGCAGAAGGACCCUGCGAAACUGGAGGUCUUCAUGAAGGACCUCGAGAGUGAGAUGGCCAAGAUGGGGGGCGCGGCGGGGCUCCCCAUGGGCAAGGCAGGGGCGGGGCGGGGCCGGGUGGAGCUGUAGAGGAAAAGAUUGACGACGGCAAGAGGGCGGGGGAGAGGGACAGGGGGGAUGGCUGGCAGACACAGGCGAGCCAGGUGAUGAGCUCACCUGCGGGGGACGCCUGGGGCGCGAAGGGGGAAUGUUGGGCGCGAGGAAAGCUCGACAGAGAAUCUGGCUGUGAGAAACCGUUAAGGGCAUGGAGGAGAAGGGGUGGAGAGGGGUCAAGGGGAAAGUUAGUUGUCCGGCUUGCAUGCAUGUGGCCAUGGGAAGAGAAGGACACGGGCUGGGCGGAUGGCUUUGCGGCUUGAGAGAAAGAAGAAACUCAGAGCAAACGGCAGGCCACAGGAAGGCAGAAAGACAUCGGAUGUUCAAGGGAAGGGGAAGUACGGUGGUGAUGAUUAUUGAGUGGAAAGAAAGUAGCGCGGGAUCGACGUUACUAGGGCAAAGUAGAGGCAAAGGGGAAGGCAGAGAAGUGGAGAAUUAAAUGGGCCGCCACCAGCCUCCCGAAACAGGGGGAGAAGCACUCAAGGAGCAUCUCGCGAGCCCAUUUCUCAAACACGAAUACGGUUCCAG